Molecule: messenger RNA, 4167 nt
Organism: Cotesia congregata
Lineage: Eukaryota; Metazoa; Arthropoda; Insecta; Hymenoptera; Braconidae
Source: the annotation of a GenBank genome assembly
AUGAUCGAAUUUCCGCUUGGAUACCGAGAAGUCGUUCCCGACCAAACGCAACCCGAAAAUUGGAAGGAAAUUAUUUUAAAUACCGGUGGAAGCCAAAGUACUCUCCAGGACAUAAAAGUACCUGAACGUGCAAGCGGUUAUUCAUAUCGUGACAAUUACAAGUAUUACACGCGGAACCGGUUUAUUUACUGGCGAAUAAGUCAUGACAUUUUGGAACUGAUCGAGCACAGCUUUGACAUCAAUUUAAUUAAUUGCAAAAUACGGUACAAGUUUACCGACACUCCGAUACUCGACGGUAUUUCAAUACAUGAGACUGUUAAUUCUGUGGAACACCUGCUGAUAUCUCACCCAGACUUGACAAUCCAAUCAAUCUUCAGCGAAGCAUCAGCGCAAGUAGCCCGCGACCCUCACUCCUUCCACGUGAUAUCCAACAUCGGCACUACCAACUCACCAGUGCCUCACGCAGCAGCAUCAUGGCUAACCUUAAACCCCGAAGAAGCUUUAUUCGCGCUAGCCUACAACACAGGAACAAUCCUCCUUUUACGCUUAGACGGAGCGACCGGCCUAGUGCACACCAGCGAGCUGAAACAGGACUCAAUAAUGCCGCGCUUUCUCAGCGGGAUCGCCACAGCCUUCCGAGGCCGCAACACCGAGGGAAUGGUAGCAAUGUCUCUGGUCAUCCACCCCUGCGGGGACGACACCUACCUCUUCGCGCUCUGCCGCGAGGGGAACGUCCGAAUGUGGUCCUGCAACAAGGCCCAGUGCGUCGCAGUAACCGAGGUCUCCGCCGACAGCCAAGUAGCCCAAGGAGCUCACGGUCACAUGCUCAGAAAAAUUCUUGGAUCUACUGACAACGAGCUCUACCUCGGAACUUACCUUAAAUUCAACUACGGCUGCGAGUUCAGCAUCCUCAGACCAGUCCAAGACGCCGGACUGUUCAAAUUUAUCCGAGUCUGCACUCUCUUUCCUCCAGACCAGCACCUAGUGGACUUUGCUUUCACUCCAACUCGACUCUGGGCCGCCUGGAGGACCACUGACCUGGACACUGUCGCAGUGACUCACGCCCAGCUGCCUCUCAGUGGCGCUCAAGUCACUUCCGAGUGGGAAACAGCGAUCUUGGAACCUAUCCCAGACCGGGAUUACAUCAUCACUGACCCUGGGACCGAUCCGAGCCAAGCUUACCUCAGUUAUAUUUUCCACCCAGGUCAAUUUUCACUUGCUGACAUCACCCGAGCUUUGAACAUCUACCGCCGCUCUAAUUUCAUGGCUGACAUGACCUUAUCCCCCGCGUUAUUAAAAGAGCGAGUUUGCAUGGCCGUCGAAGCUGAAAUCCAAGCCGAGGUGAUGGACUAUGAGCUAACUGAUGAAGAUUAUCUAGAAAUUGCAAACCGCUGCUGGUCUAAAUUUUAUUCUUGCGUGAUCCAGUACCACGUGAACGGAAGCAGGCCGGUUGGAAUUCUCCUCCUUCCUACAGUCUACGGAGUAGUGCUACUAAAAAAAUCAUUCUUCUCUCUCCUUCGUCCCAUGGAAGCUUUAGAACACUUACUGCUCUCCAAUGAAAAAUCUUACGCUUCAAGAUUCAAAACCACCGCGAUUUUUUCCCAAGAUGAGGAAACCUGCCAAGACUUAAUCGAGCUAAUGGAAGCUGUGGUGAUGCUAGAAGAGCAACUGUCUGAAGAAACUAAAAGCAAUUUCCAACGCGAGCUUUCUUAUCUCAAAAGUCCGGACAUUGUAGUGGAAGAAUUGUUCUCAAGAUUGUUAACUGAUCCAGACGACCCGCUUGCUGACUACGAUUUUCAAUUAGACUUGUAUAACAAAUUAGAAAACGUCCGAGACCCUGCUAAUGCAAUGGAGAUGCUCCUCGAAGCUCUGACUUAUGACACAGUCCAGCCGGAGAAACUUAAAUUAGAUUCCGAGCCAGAAACCUCGCGGAUGCUCCUCACUGUCAGCCAUCUCUUCGGCAGCCAGCUUGGAAUUUCUACUGUGUCAGUUUCAGUGUCACAAAUUACACAGUUGCGCUUUACAAUUUGUAGAAAUUUGCUUCUUCUUCAGCAAAUAAUCCUAGCUAGACCUGAGGUUUCAAUUUCUAGAAUUUUACAUGAAAUAAAAUCUUCAUUAGCUCCAAGGACUGUUGUUCUAACUCAGGCUUAUUUUGUGAUGAAUUGGAUCUGCGAGUCGACGAUUAAUUUGCAGUCGAGGCAGACAUUGUUGGAGACAAGUAUCCAGCGGCUUCAAAGUCUGAAAUUAAAUGAAGGCCGUGUGACUAGUAGGCAUCAACGUUCGACGUCUUUGUUGGAGCUUUUUAUCCAAAGCUCGGGUGCAAAGCACGCCUAUACCUUGAUGGCGAAUAAUAUGGAGCUGGAUGCUUCGACUUUGGUCCCCUGGCACUUUGGAAUGCUCACGCAUGUGAAUUUAAUAGGCCAGCUGAUCUCUCCGCUUUGUGGAAACUUUGUUUUUCCCGAAUGGCUGCUCUCCAGCUGUCAAUUUAAUCUUGUCCAAGAUUACGUUCGGUUGUUGAGCACCUGGUGCGAGUGGAACAGCGCCUCCAGGAAGUUUAUCCUCGCGGUCUCGCUUCUGGAGCUGGGAGAGACCAACAAGGCUUGUGAUCAAUUUUUAAGAGCCUCUAAUGGAAUUCUGACUGAUAAAUUCCUGGCUAGUAUUCUUCUAGACGCGACUCCGGGCUCGGACAGCAACGCGUUGGUACAGUACUAUCUGAAGAUAAUUGAAUUAUUUGAGCAGCAUGGACCCUCUAAGUAUAUAAUUGAACUUGCGGAAACGGCGAUCACCAUCGCGGAAAAGGACAAUCCAAACUUGCCGACGUUGCACUCGAUAAUAUUCACGCAGCAUUUGCACCUGGGACAUCAUAAAGAGGCGUAUCAUUGCUUGAAUUCGAAUCCAGAUGCUGCGAGAAGGUCAGACUGCUUGAGACAACUGGUGGUGACCUUGUUUGAGAGGAAGAAAUUGAUUGACUUGGUUUCUUUUCCGUAUGUGGACAUGUAUGAAGAGCUGGAGAGAAUUGUCGUCGGCAGGGCGAGAAGUGUCGAUCUUAUGGAGAACAAUUAUUAUAAUUUUCUUUAUAGUUUUCAUAUUGAGAAGAAUAAUAUUAGAAAAGCUGCUUCGGUUAUGUAUGAACAGGCGAUGCGGCUGAGUCAAGAGUCACACUCGGUGCAGAUUAUUACUAGGCAAGCUCAGUGCUUGCUGGCGUGUAUCAAUGCUCUUAAUUUGGUGAGGGAGAAUUAUAGGUGGAUUGUUAAGCCAGUUGUUGAUCAGACUUAUCCGGAUGAAGUAAAUCCGAAGAAAAAACGUACCUUUUGUGGAAAAGAGAUCCUACAUUAUAAAAUCAAAAAAAUGGUUCAAGUUCUGGAGCUCAAGGACAUUCGGAACGAGUACUACCUAGUUGAUGCAAGAUUGAAGCUUUCUAAAUUCAGAUCUGAGAUGCAUACCAUCGCGCAAGCAGACGCUGGAGAGCUGAUAGUCUUGCUCUCGAAUGUAGGACUGUACACAGUAGCACUUAAUUUGUGUGACAAGUUUGGAAUUUCCAAAACUUCAGUUUUGGAAAACUUAGCGGGCCAAAGCUUGAGACUGAGCGAGCAUGAGGAUCCUAACGCUUGGGAUUGGCUUGUUUUGAACGAUGUCUUUGAUAUUCCGGGGUAUGGAUCUAAUGUUGCUGAUAUUGCGUGGCGCUUGUUGGAAAAAUUAACUCUAGAGCACGAGAAGGAGGACAGCAGUGAGCUUCAUAAAGGUGUAGCGAAGAAAAUUCUUCAGCAUGAAGCUUUCUUACCACAAUGGCUGAUUGCUUCUUAUAAAAAACGCAACGCUGCAGAGUUACUAAGACUGAUAUUAAACUCCGGAAGAUUAUUAGAAGCAACUGAUCUAGCUGUUGAUUAUAUAAACGCAGUCUUAGGAGAAGGAAAAGAAUAUUUUGGGCUUGAUAGCCCAUUAGUAAUGUCUGGACCAGCAGUUUGGUUACCUUUUAAUACAUUUGAAGUCUUAUUGUUAGAAUUGGAGCAUGCUAGUAAGGAAGACCCUACUUAUAUCGAGAGCCACGAAAAUUUAAAUAAUAAAUUAGAAUGUUAUAUUGACACUGUGGUCCGAGUAUCCAACGAUAUGGUUAGAUUUAAAGUUCAAUCCAGUAAUAACAGUAAGUAUAAUUACAUUUAUCAGUAA